Messenger RNA from Polypterus senegalus (gray bichir), 1329 nucleotides. RefSeq names its product carboxypeptidase B1 (tissue) (gene cpb1). The record is from RefSeq and is a predicted model, not a curated record. Gene Ontology annotation, molecular function: metallocarboxypeptidase activity; zinc ion binding. Bases 34 to 1293 code for a protein of 419 amino acids. The transcript has 11 exons. Gene Ontology annotation, biological process: proteolysis. Lineage: Eukaryota; Metazoa; Chordata; Cladistia; Polypteriformes; Polypteridae.
UGUUGUCAAUGCCAAUGUCUUUACACAGGCAACAUGAAGGCACUUCUCCUCUUGGCUCUGACUGUGGCGGUUUCAGCUGGACCAUCAGCCAGCAGAUUUGAUGGAGUGAAAGUCUUCAGAUUGAAACCUGACAAUGAAUACCAUGUUAACGAAAUAAAAAAUUUGGCAGACAAAAUAAAGCUUAAUUUCUGGACUCCUGAAGGAGCUGAUCUGGUCACUUCUCACCUUAACGUGGAUAUCCAGGUCAAUGAUGAAGAUGUCUUACUUGUAAAGGAUCUUUUGCAGAGAAGUGGAAUGGAAUAUGAAGUUCUAAUUGAGGAUCUGCAGAAGGCAAUUGAGAGACAGUUUGACAACAAGCACCGCUCAACAGUUGGGUAUAGCUAUGAGAAAUACAACUCCUGGGAAAAGAUUGCAGAGUGGGCUGAGAGCAUGGCUACAGAAAACCCCACUCUAGUUACUAAAACACAGAUUGGACAAACUUUUGAAGGAAGACCCAUGGUUCUUUUAAAGUUAGGUAAAAAUACAGGAUUUGCUAAGCCUGCCAUCUUCAUGGACUGUGGUAUUCAUGCAAGAGAAUGGAUCUCCCCAGCUUUUUGUCAGUGGUUUGUAAAAGAGGCUGUGACAUCAUAUGGGUCUGACCCUGAAAUGACCAGUCUACUCAACAACAUGGAUGUGUUGGUCCUGCCAGUUUUUAACAUUGAUGGCUACGUCUACACAUGGACCAGGGACAGAAUGUGGAGAAAAACACGCUCCAAGAAUUCUGGUACAACUUGUGUUGGUACUGACCCUAAUCGAAACUUUAAUGCUGGGUGGUGUACUGUGGGUGCUUCCAAACAACCAUGUAGUGAAACCUAUUGCGGCUCAAGAGUGGAAUCUGAAAUUGAGGUCAAAGCUGUUGCUGAUUUCAUCCGAAAAAACCGUUCCAUCAUCAAGGCCUACCUGACAAUCCAUUCCUACUCCCAACUGCUCCUGUUCCCUUAUUCAUACACUACAGACUUAGCGGCACACCACAGUGAACUGCUUGACAUUGCAAGAACUGCUUCAAAUGCAUUGUACAGCCUUUAUGGUACCCGCUACACAAGUGGUCCUGGAGCAGUGACGAUAUACCCUGCUGCUGGUGGUUCAGAUGACUGGGCCUAUGACUUAGGGAUAAAGUACUCUUUCACUUUUGAACUUCGUGAUGAAGGUCGCUUUGGAUUCUUGCUUCCAGAGUCACAGAUCAAGCCAACAUGUGAGGAGACUAUGCUUGCUGUCAAAUACAUUGCAACAUAUGUUCAAGAGCACAACUAUUGAAAAAAUUAAAUAAAAUAAAAUGAAUCUUCAAAAUUA